AUGAAGUGUGUCUUACAGGCAAAGCAGUGGGAGCAGAUGGCCUGCGUGGGAGGCUGCAAGCGUGUGCCGUGGCUCCCCAUGCUGGUGGUGUCACUGCUGUGCUCGGCCAAAGCAGAGUACUCCAACUGCGGCGAGAACGAGUACUACAACCAGACCACGGGGCUGUGCCAUGAGUGUCCGCAGUGUGGCCCGGGGGAGGAGCCCUACCUGUCCUGCGGCUAUGGCACCAAAGAUGAGGACUAUGGCUGCGUCCCCUGCCCAGCAGAGAAGUUCUCCAAAGGAGGCUACCAGAUAUGCAGGCGCCACAAGGACUGCGAGGGCUUCUUCCGGGCCACCGUGCUGACGCCGGGGGACAUGGAGAAUGAUGCUGAAUGCGGGCCGUGUCUCCCUGGCUACUACAUGUUGGAAAACAGACCCAGGAACAUCUAUGGCAUGGUCUGCUACUCCUGCCUCUUGGCACCCCCCAACACCAAGGAAUGUGCAGGCGCCAGCCCCGGAGUCUCGGCCAACUUCCCCAGCACCUCCGGCAGCAGCACCCUGUCUCCUUUCCAGCAUGCCCACAAAGAGCUCUCCGGCCAAGGGCACCUGGCCACCGCCCUGAUCAUUGCCAUGUCCACCAUCUUCAUCAUGGCCAUAGCCAUUGUGCUCAUCAUCAUGUUCUACAUCAUGAAGACGAAGCCUUCUGCUCCAGCCUGCUGCACCAGCCACCCAGUGAAGAGCGUGGAAGCCCAAGUGAGCAAGGAAGAGGAGAAGAAAGAGGCCCAAGACAGUGUGGUGAUUUUCUCCGAGAAGGACGAAUUUGAGAAGCUGACGACAGCUCCAGUAAAGACUGCCAAGAGCGAGAACGACGCAUCAUCGGAGAAUGAGCAGCUGCUGAGCCGGAGCCUAGACAGUGACGAGGAGCCAGCCUCUGACAAGCAGGGCUCCCCAGAGCUGUGCCUCUUGUCGCUGGUCCACCUGGCCCGGGAGAAGUCGGCGGCCACCAAGUCGGCCGGGAUUCAAAGUCGAAGGAAAAAGAUAUUGGACGUGUACGCCAAUGUGUGUGGAGUCGUUGAAGGUCUCAGCCCCACAGAGCUGCCAUUUGACUGCCUUGAAAAGACAAGCCGAAUGCUCAGUUCCACGUACAACUCUGAGAAGGCCGUUGUGAAAACAUGGCGCCACCUGGCCGAGAGCUUUGGACUGAAGAGGGAUGAGAUUGGGGGCAUGACAGAUGGCAUGCAGCUCUUUGACCGCAUCAGCACAGCAGGCUACAGCAUUCCAGAGCUGCUCACAAAACUGGUGCAGAUCGAGCGGCUAGAUGCUGUGGAGUCCUUAUGUGCGGACAUACUUGAGUGGGCCGGGCUUGUAGCCCCAGCCUCCCAACCACCCACGACAUCCUGAGGAGCCAGCCUGUGGGAGGCACCAAGGAUCCAAAAAGGGCUCUGGAGUUGUGAGUGCUGCCAACAGACUGCUAAGAAUUGAGGCUUUUUCUGCUGUCACAGGCUUUGCCCUAGGCUGUUUCCAGGAACAAGAGGAAAUGAAGCCCAUCUUCUAAUCUAACCAAAGAUAAAAUAUUAAAGCUGGGGUGUUCCCAGCUCCCCACCUGUACCUCACCGGGCAGGAUGAAUAUUUAUUCAUAAACUCAUUCAAGGGACAUUGCUGGUUGCUCCGAUGAACCAAACAAUGUGGGGAUGACAGAGGAGGAGAAUCUGUCCCUGUCUUUAAGGAGUUUACAACCUAGGGAAAGAUAGAAGAUGUGUUUACAAACCACCUUGCUAGAAGACAUCAAAGAGUCUGGGUGAGGGGAUGCUAAGAAAACAUGAGAUAAGUUCUGAGGGAGGAGAUGGCUCCCCAAGCAUGAUGAAGGAGGGCAGCCUCAUGAGGAAAGCAGCUUGAAAGCCUGGUGACGUGUCUACAAAAGGCAGACACCCACUCCAUGUAGUGUGUCAGGUUCGGUACUUGUCCAUGGCUUCAUUGGGAUAACUUUGCCUGUUCUUGAGGCCAUCUGUAUUCCUACAGCCCUUCCAGUCACUGAUGGAAGAGUUCACUCUGUGGUCUGCCUUCUGUCACUGAUAUACAAGGUGUGUGUUUGUUCAGUCAGGUAGACCUGUGUCCAAUCUGUGGCCAGUUUCUACUGCAUAAGUCCCGGGCCUGGGACCGGGUGGUUUUGUUUUACACAUGAAUUGCUUUCCACUCUCAUCCUAGUCAGGUUUGACCCUUUGUGGGAAGCAAUGCUCAAGAACACAAUCCAUGAUGUGUCAGCCUGUUUUAGCUUCAAACAGAAAGGAGUGGUCUGCUGUAUGUAUAAAGAGAAAUGGUGACUUUCUAAGAGUUCAGCCAAGCACAGUUGUAGAAUCUGAGCAUCCAAGACUUGUGGAUGAGACUUGAGGCAUGAAAGCUUCUGAACCAGUCAAGGAAAGUGGGGCCUCAUAGCACAGGUACGGCCUGGGCUUGGAAUCAGGGACCCGGUUCUAGUUGUGCCAACUUGGACCAUUUUCUUCUCCCUCCCAGGUUUCAGUGUCUCUUCUGCUAAGGAGAGGUUAGCCUGUGGCUCUGCAAUCAGGGGAAGUAAGGUGCAGGUGGGCAUCAGGGAAGUAGGGCUGUAGGAAAUCCCAGCCUUCAAGGUGUACAUCGAAGUGAAUACCAGGAGUCAUCAAGUAAGAUGAGACUAGAAGCAGAAGAACUCAGAGUAACUAUAGUUGUUUGGCAUAUGUUUAGAGAUAAAUAAACUGGCAUUGUUCUUGGAAGAUUCUCUUACCACACGUGCUGUUGCCAAGAGCGUGGGAGCCAGUGUACUGAUCAUACCAGGGGGUUAAUUUAGAGUUCAUGCUGAGCUUCCUAAUGACAUAUCUAUGGGUUAUUACUAAAUUAAAACCAGUCUCUGGCUUACAAAGCGAUGUUUUAAAAAUUACAAGUCGCAUGACUGAGCAAAUGUUUUGGGGGGAGGAAAUCAGUCAUAUGUUCAGAACCAACAAGCAAUUUCCCACCAAUGAAUGUAGAACAUACUGUGAUAGGAUCAUAAUUAGGUCCUGAAUAUUUAAUAUCAUUUGCUGUGUCUGUUUGCUGCUGUUUUCCAGAACCUAUCUGGUAUAUCCUGCAAACUAAAUACUCCAUGGCAAAACUUAAUUAUCCUAUUAAUUCCUCUUUGAAAUUCUACGGCGCCCUUUUCUCAUGCUUUGUGAUGAUGAUGAUGAGAGGCUCCCCCUGAAUCAGGCAGCAAAUGUCACAUGUGAUGAGCGUACCAUUCCAGGGAGACAGCCUGCAGUUUCCCAAGAACAACAUUCUCAGUGAAGAAGCAGGGGGUGCUGUUCCCAGGCCCGGAGCUUGGCCUCAUUUCAUGGGGCCAGAUGUCCAGCCAGCAUCACGCCACGUUUUGGUGACUCUAAACUUGCCAUUUUUAGGGAGCUCGUCCUUACAGAGUUAAACAUUCCUUUAUCAUUCACUUAUCAAAUCCAAGAAAAGUCUAUUUUGAUGGACUUUAGCCUACGUUAUGAAAUUCAAAUCAAUGAGACCACAGUGAUUAUCACUGACCAGAGCCGGGAAUUCCACCUUGCCAUUCUGUAUGGAGACAGGCAUUGUUUUGCUAUCCUUAAAAACAUUUAGGGAACACCCGAGGCUAAGAGCUAUGGGU
Neogale vison (American mink) is the source of this 3610-nucleotide messenger RNA. RefSeq names its product ectodysplasin A receptor (gene EDAR). Gene Ontology annotation, molecular function: signaling receptor activity. The record is from RefSeq and is a predicted model, not a curated record. Gene Ontology annotation, cellular component: plasma membrane. The transcript has 11 exons. NCBI's taxonomy places the organism in Eukaryota, Metazoa, Chordata, Mammalia, Carnivora, Mustelidae. Bases 1 to 1380 code for a protein of 459 amino acids. Gene Ontology annotation, biological process: positive regulation of JNK cascade; positive regulation of canonical NF-kappaB signal transduction.